AUGAGUUUGCGAGUUUUUCUCUCUUCAGUCUCUUCUCCGCUGCUUGAAGUUCAUUGCAUUAUAUUAAAGAACAAAAAGAUGUGAAAGUAGCUAACCUGUUAAGAUCUGCAUUUUAAUAUGACUGCACCGAAGAGAAAGCACGUCCCUCGGAUAACGCAGCUCGAUUCUGCCUCUUUAGAUAAAGAAAUCAACUCUGUUUUAAAGCUGGAGGUUGAAGAGAUAUUGCGGUCAACUGCGCCUUAUGCAUUGACGAGAUAUGAACCGGAGAUUGAUGCCCUUUUAAGUUUGCUUGUUUGGAAACUCUCUGUCUACGAUAAAGGAGCAACAUUUGGCCAGUCUUUGCUAGACUUAAAGUACUACAAUAGCAGCAGCAGGAAACGAAUAUUACUGGCAGCUUUAGUCAUUGGAGGGAAAUAUGUGAUUUCAAGAACACGCACCGUGGCCAAAGUACUGAUUGAUGAAAGCAAUUUCCAUGUGGUAGAGCAGGUUUUUCGAACUGCAGACACACUCUUCAGGAUAGCAAAUUUAGCCAAUCGUGUUAUUUUUCUAACUGAAGGCCAGUAUCCUGGGUUGGCGGAGCGUGUUCUUCGAAUGCCACCGACACCAGCCUCAGAGCAGCACAACCGAAACGUAGGCUAUUCCUACAUGACCAGAGAACUUUUGUGGCACAGCCUGAUAGAGCUUCUCCUCUUUGUUCUUCCCCUCAUUAACUACAGAGCAUGGUAUGCCAAAGUUAGGUCCUUGUUCCGAACAAAGUCUGAACUUAGAGAGUUUGACACGCCGGAGCUGACUCUAAUGUCAACUUGCGCCGUUUGUAAUGAGAAACCAAUCCUUCCUCAACACAUCGGAUGCUCACAUGUGUUUUGUGCCUAUUGCGUUAAGGGCAACCUAGCUGCCAGUAAAGCAUUCCAGUGUCCUCUGUGUGGAGCUCUCGCUGAGAAUAAAGUCAGGCCACUAAUAAUUUAACCACAAAUUCUUUGUUAUAAUGCAAGAUAAUCGAAGUGAUGGAAACUAUUUUGUUUGUUACUACUUAAAUCGUGACGUUUUAUUUACCAAAACAACGCUAUGAUCACAAAACCUUGGUAUCUUUGUGAAAGUAAAAAAAUAUGUAUUUCCACUCCACAGACAGCGAAUUUUCAGGAAUCACAAUGUUGGGAUUUUUAAGUAUACACGCUGCUGAAGUGGCUUAAGCAGCAUACAAAUUUGGAAACUUCUCAAGUAGUGAUGAUUGAUUGACAAGAACAUCAUUUUUAAAAACUUUCAAUAAACCUUAUCUGGAAUGUCCAGGC
This is a messenger RNA of Cloeon dipterum, 1289 nucleotides long. RefSeq names its product peroxin 2 (gene Pex2). The coding region runs from base 118 to 966 and encodes 282 amino acids. The record is from RefSeq and is a predicted model, not a curated record. Gene Ontology annotation, cellular component: peroxisomal membrane. Gene Ontology annotation, biological process: protein import into peroxisome matrix. The transcript has 7 exons. Gene Ontology annotation, molecular function: zinc ion binding. NCBI's taxonomy places the organism in Eukaryota, Metazoa, Arthropoda, Insecta, Ephemeroptera, Baetidae.